Messenger RNA from Lampris incognitus (smalleye Pacific opah), 3619 nucleotides. RefSeq names its product ATG13 autophagy related 13 homolog (S. cerevisiae) (gene atg13). NCBI's taxonomy places the organism in Eukaryota, Metazoa, Chordata, Actinopteri, Lampriformes, Lampridae. Bases 188 to 1831 code for a protein of 547 amino acids. Gene Ontology annotation, cellular component: cytosol; phagophore assembly site; extrinsic component of membrane. Gene Ontology annotation, biological process: autophagosome assembly; piecemeal microautophagy of the nucleus; protein localization to phagophore assembly site. The record is from RefSeq and is a predicted model, not a curated record. The transcript is spliced from 18 exons.
AGUAAAGGCAGGGCUGUAGCGGUCGUCGCACUGCCGGAAGAUGCCGCCGUGCGAGGCUGCACGUUUCGGAUCAAAACACUGAAUUUCCUCCCAGCCUUAGAGUGCGCUGUCUCUUAACGAGCCCACGGCGGCGGGGGACGAGCCAUCUCGACGAUUCGCCGCUCUGUGAUGAACUGCCUCUGACAACAUGGACAGCGACCUGAGUCCCCAGGAUAAAAAAGACUUGGACAAGUUUAUUAAGUUCUUUGCCUUGAAGACUGUCCAGGUGAUAGUUCAAGCUCGUCUUGGAGAGAAGAUAAGCACCCGCUCCUCUUCAUCACCCACCGGCUCAGACUGGUUCAAUUUGGCCAUUAAGGACAUCCCAGAGGUUACCCAUGAGGCCAAAAAGGCUCUGGCUGGCCAGCUCCCGGGUAUUGGAAGGGCCAUGUGCGUGGAAAUCUCCCUCAAGACGUCAGAGGGUGACUCGAUGGAGUUGGAGACAUGGUGCCUUGAGAUGAACGAGAGGUGUGAUAAAGACAUUAAGGUGUCCUAUACCGUCUACAACCGUCUGUCUCUCCUGCUGAAGUCAUUAUUGGCCAUCACCAGAGUUACGCCUGCGUAUAAGCUGUCAAGGAAGCAAGGACACGACUAUGUCAUAUUAUACAGGAUCUACUUUGGGGAGGUCCAGCUGAGUGGACUGGGAGAAGGGUUCCAGACGGUGCGUGUGGGUGUAGUCGCCACCCCUGUCGGCACCAUCAUCCUGUCCUGUGCCUACCGCACCAACCUGGCAUUCAUAUCCAACAGACAGUUUGAGUGCACGGCUCCCAUCAUGGGCAUUAUUGUUGACCACUUCUUGGAUCAUCCAUACGGCAACCAGCUGGCUCCCAACAUGGGCCACCCCUGCAACUACAGAGCCUCAGGUGAUGAGGACAGAGGAGCAUUUGCAGGAGUUGAGGAUUCCCAGGAGGUCUGCACCACCUCCUUUUCCACCUCUCCACCUUCUCAGUGUGUGUGUACACUGAGUCCGUCCCCGUCUAAACUGGCCAAGCCUCUCCACUUAGAUGGGCUACAGCUCCCAUUUGUUCCUGGACUUGUCACUCACACUCUUUAUAGUUCUAGAUUGUCAUACCAGUCUACAGCUCUGCCAGGAACUGCUGAGAUUUGUCACCCUGCCUCCAAUCUACACCAGAUGUUGCAUGCCGGGAAGGAGAUUGGAGUUCCAUUGGUUCCUGUCCAACCCACUUAUGGAGCUGAUGCCCAUCUGGCAGCAGAACACGCCCCCCACACCCCUGGCAGCAGUGGUGAUGAUGAGGGUCUGUCUCAGAGUAGAGAAGGACAGAGAGAUGGACGGAGAGAUGAGGGGAGGACAAAUGCAUCUCCUUCCUCGGAUCCAGCAGAAUCUCUCACUACAUUCACGAGGAAGGUCGGAGCCUUCAUCAACAAGCCGAGCACGGAGGUAACCACGGUCAGCCUGGACCUGCCUUUUGCAGCAUUUGUUCCAAGAGGCCUUGACACAGAGGAGAAUGACUCCAUGGUGCAGCCUCCGGACUCUCCUCUCUGCCCCUCCCCUCUGCACGGCAGUCUGCACUCCCAGGAUUCAGAGGAAUCAGGCCAGCCACAAGAUGACUUUGUCAUGGUGGACUUCAAACCAGCGUUCUCUAAGGAUGACUUGUUGCCGAUGGACUUGGGGACGUUCUAUAGGGAGUUCCAGAACCCUCCUCAGCUUGCCAGCUUGUCUUUACACAUCAGCUCCCAGUCUAUGGCAGAUGACCUGGACACCCUCCCGGAGAAGUUGGCCAUCUACGAGAAGAACAUAGACGAGUUCGAUGCGUUUGUCGACAUGCUCCAGUAGCGAGGAAGUGCAGCAUGGCUGAAGAGGAGAGGGACGGAACUUGAACAGAAGAAGAAAGGACGAGUAAAGGACGAUGGGAGGAGGGAACCGGAGGGAGACCCAGAAGGAAUGAGUCGAGAAGACAACUGGAGACACUAACGGAAAAUGAUUCAAUUGUUUUAAUGUUAAACCCCCGCUCAUGUGUGUUUUGUCUUUUCUCAGAUUCUAUAAAACAGCCUGUGUAAAAUAUCUCUUCUGUGUUGAAAGGAGGACACACGCACGGCCCCCUCUUGUAAAGGUCAGCAAUGUGAUGUGUCGGUCAGAAUCAACCGUUCCUCAUUCAUGUCUCUGUGGCACGACAGCUGUCUAACCAGGAGAUGAGUGUUUUCACCACUAUGAUACACAGACCAUGUGGACGGACAUGAUAGAAGUCAUACCUAGCAGCCGCUGUUCUUCAGCUCAUCCUAGCCAGCUACAUUAGCAUUAAAUUGGCCCAAAUGUCCAGUCUCCAUCCCUGUUGAGAUCAGCUAGCUGCUCCACUUCCUCUUAAAGGAGGCUUCCUGUAGCUCAGAGAAGAGCUCAGCCCUGUGUGAGUCUGCUAAUCUAGUCACUGCUGUCAACAUGUAACUGGCUGGUGUCAAUUCACCUACAUUUAGAAAAUAGAUUGAAAAUUGUGGAAUAUAUAAAAACUAUUGUAUCCAAUCUAUAGUUUUUAAAUAUUUCACAAUUUUCAAAAAAACUUUUGUAUCCAAUCUAGCGGCACGGUGGUGCAGUGGUUAGCAUGGUCGCCUCACAGCAAGAAGGUCCUGGGUUCGAGUCCCAGGGUUGUCCAACUUUGGGGGGGUUGUCCCGGGUCAUCCUCUUGUGUGGAGUUUGCAUGUUCUCUCGGUGUCUGCGUGGGUUUCCUCUGGGGGCUCUGGUUUCCUCCCACAGUCCAAAGACAUGUAGGUCAGGUGACUCGGCCGUACUGAAUUGUCCCUAGGUAUGAAUAUGUGUGUGUGUGUGUGGGCCCUGUGUGAUGGUCUGGCAGCCUGUCCAGGGUGUCUCCCCGCCUGCUGCCCAAUGACUGCUGGGAUAGCCUCCAGCAUCCCCGCGACCUUGAGAGCAGGAUAAGCGGUUCGGAUAAUGGACGGAUGGAUGGAUGUACCCAGUCUAAUAUUAAGCACAGAAGUGAUCUCUCAACAGCAACAUAUUGCAAGUAUUACAGUUUUUCCCCUUUUUCUGGUGAGGGGUUGCUGAGCCAACUCUUUCAGCACCGCUGUCUUUGACACAGUUGCUGUUCCUCAAACACUCGAACCUGGGAACUACUUGGUAUAAUGCUGAAGAGCACCCAUUAAUCUGGCUCCAUUUAGCUGCCUGGUUCCAGGGUAGUUCAGCAGUAGUUACUGAGGUGAUUGAGAAAGAUGUUCAUGUUUUCUUAAGAAUCAAUCUGCCGACCCGCAUCUCCGGCAAACCUCAGGCGAACAGGGAAGACCAGGCUGGUGAGUCUUCGGUGAAUGAACUGCAGCCCUGCAGCAUAUUGUAUAGCCCAUAAAGCACGUCAACACAUCUUAUAAUGCAUUGCUAAGAAUUUACUUAUGAUCAGAUUGUGGUGGGAAUUCUCUGGACCAUACAUGUGUAAAUAAUAGGAUGUGGAGUAAUAUCAAAUGGUAAAUGUAAGCGGAUGCAUAUAGAAGAGGACUUGCCCAGAUAAUAACUUUGCACCACAUCACCAUUUCAGUCUGAACAGAAUGAAAACUUUGAUUUGCACUUUUUUGUCGCUGUUGGUCUACGUGUCCUAAUAAAGCACAGCUGAUCUGCUCUGUUGAA